This is a messenger RNA of Erythranthe guttata (spotted monkey flower), 742 nucleotides long. RefSeq names its product histone H3.3. Lineage: Eukaryota; Viridiplantae; Streptophyta; Magnoliopsida; Lamiales; Phrymaceae. Gene Ontology annotation, cellular component: nucleosome. The record is from RefSeq and is a predicted model, not a curated record. Gene Ontology annotation, molecular function: DNA binding; protein heterodimerization activity; structural constituent of chromatin.
UAUAAAUAAACAGUAUCCUUCUUCCCCAUUAGAUUUUCCCCUUUUCGCUCGCAAAGAACAGAAUACACAAAAGCACGAAAAAGAAGAGUUCAGAUCAAGCGAGAUGGCCCGUACCAAGCAAACUGCUCGUAAGUCAACUGGAGGAAAGGCUCCACGAAAGCAACUCGCAACUAAGGCUGCCCGUAAGUCUGCCCCAACCACUGGUGGAGUGAAGAAGCCUCACCGUUACCGCCCUGGAACCGUUGCUCUUCGUGAAAUUCGCAAGUACCAGAAGAGUACUGAGCUCCUGAUCAGGAAGUUGCCUUUCCAGAGGCUUGUUCGUGAAAUUGCCCAGGACUUCAAGACUGAUCUUCGUUUCCAGAGCCAUGCUGUGUUGGCACUUCAGGAGGCAGCUGAGGCGUACCUCGUCGGUCUGUUUGAAGACACAAACUUGUGUGCCAUUCAUGCGAAGCGUGUGACCAUCAUGCCUAAAGACAUCCAGUUGGCUCGUAGGAUCAGAGGCGAGCGUGCUUAAAAAAUGCUAAUGGUGUUCGUUUUUAGUUGGUUUGAUUUGUUAAGGCUGAUUAUCGUAGAUAUAACAUCUUCAAACUCUAGUAGUAUAUAAGUUUCAAUUCGUAUCUGUUGUUGCUUAGGAUUUAUGUUCUUUAUUAUGGAUUACUGCUAUUCUGUGUUUGUUGGAUUUUAAGGAUAUAUGUUUAAACUUGCUAUGUUGUUUUUGUUAUUGCUUUCUUGUUUCUGCGAC